AUGAUAACAGCCACCCUGGAUGACGACAGGGUCAGUCUCAUACGCCGCCGGUAGUAAAUCAAGCUUAAUUCAGCGUAAUCAGUUUGACGAGUUGUUCUCUGGUCGUUAUAACAAUGUAUUUUAAUGUAACCAGGAGUUUCCUCAGAGUGCCUUAUUGUGCUCCACUUUUGAUAUCCUGAGCCAAGGUAGAACGUUCCAUUUACGCCGCUCAUGCUGACAUAGCAAGGACUCUUCUCCGGAGAUGCAUCCCGGCAACGCUUUGGCUUGUGCAACGUUGAUGAAUAAAUCGAGUGGUUUCUAAAACUCGUUCGCCUGCGACAUUAUAGUCGGUUGGUCUGCCUAGCUUUACUGAAUGAGGGUGUUAUGGUCUGCGCAGCCACAGUCGGUAAGCCAGAGUCCUAUUGCACAUUUGCCACCGUCCAAACUUCAAACAUUUCUCCCGUGGGUCCAACCAAUAGCAUAGUUAAACAGGAUGCACACUUGUCGAAUAGCAUCACCCCCUCCCCCCCCCCCCGUUCACAACAAACACUUAACCAGGAUUUCAAACAACAACAUAUAUGUUGGCGGAAGGAAUCCGAAAUGACGCGGCGUGGACAUUUGUUAUGGGUGCGCAUUCCGGAUAACGCUUCCCAGAAUCCGAUUUGUCCCCCCCUCCCUUGUUGGUCCAGCGCACCUACCACGUGGCCCGUUAUAGAGGGGGGAGGGAAAAUUUUGUUACCCAACUGCCUAUAGGCUGUCGAGGUAGGGUUCGAAUCCCCUUCUCGCCAUAUGUUCCUGUCACUGUCCUGCCACUACCUCACUUUACGCAGUUGCCUUUCUUUUUUUGCUCCUUAGCAUCUCUACUACUUCAUAAUCUCCCAAGAGGGUGCGCCGAAGAACUUUGCGAUUGAGGCCAACUUUCCGAAGCGUAUCAUAGACUGCAGACCGGCCGAUGAGAGCGACAUCGAGGACUACGUGUCGACAGACGAUUCUGGUGAUGCGGCUGUCAGCAAGUCAGAUGACUGGACCCCGAAGACCGGUGAUCCACCCUCGUUCGAGGCUCUCAAUCUGACGAACCCGGAACUGCUCUUCGUGUUGGAUCUGGAUGCAUAG
This is a messenger RNA of Spirometra erinaceieuropaei, 1092 nucleotides long. The record is from the annotation of a GenBank genome assembly. Lineage: Eukaryota; Metazoa; Platyhelminthes; Cestoda; Diphyllobothriidea; Diphyllobothriidae.